AUGAACUCUAUUAAGGCUGCCAAUCAAGUACUAACCAGAACCUCCGAAUAUUUGGGCUCUGGUCUUGUCCAACAACAGCCAGCUUGGUAUAAGGCCUUGGCUUUCAACCCCCCAAAGAAUGCAUUCAAUAGACAAGUUCGCCUGGAAAAUCUAGAGAAAAUUAAAUCUGAAGAGAUAUCCACCAUUAGCGAGAUGAAUGAGAAGUUGGCCAACGGAUUCUAUGUAACCAGAGCUAAAGUUUCACAGAAAAACCCUAAGAAACUGUUGAAAGCACAAGCAUUGCAUUUCCUUGAAGAUGAUUUGCGUCUACUGUUUUACAAGCAACACCCUUGGGAACUUGCUGAUGCGAAGAAUUUGGUUGAAAAUGAAUACAACCUAACAAAUGAGAAGUUCGACUGGAGCAGAUUAAGGCAAUAUGGUAAGAAACUGGACGGCGAGAGUGUAGUCCAAAGAACCCUGUACUUAAAAGACGUUGAGAAGUUACCCCUUUUGGAAGCUUACGAAAAGGCAAAAUACGAAUACUAUUCCCUGAAAAUCGAAGAUGAAACAGAAAUGAACAUAGCUAGAGAGGAAAGUGAAAUGUGUGGGGCUGUCUAUCCUUCCAAUGUCAUUGAACAAGGUUUCGAGAAGGAGUCUCAAGUCUUAGCCAAGUGGCAUUCAGACGCUGUCGAGCAGACUAAGAUUCUCGAUGCUAAGUUAAAUAACAACGAUUCAAGUGCUACCUCUUCUUCCGAUACUUCUGCCUCCGUUGGCAAGGAAUUAACUGAGGAUGAAAUCCUCGCAAAGAUUAAAUGA
This is a messenger RNA of Pichia kudriavzevii, 795 nucleotides long. RefSeq lists its product as uncharacterized. Bases 1 to 795 code for a protein of 264 amino acids. The record is from RefSeq and is a predicted model, not a curated record. The transcript has a single exon. Lineage: Eukaryota; Fungi; Ascomycota; Pichiomycetes; Pichiales; Pichiaceae. Gene Ontology annotation, cellular component: mitochondrial small ribosomal subunit. Gene Ontology annotation, molecular function: structural constituent of ribosome.